Cladophialophora carrionii CBS 160.54 is the source of this 816-nucleotide messenger RNA. RefSeq lists its product as uncharacterized. The record is from RefSeq and is a predicted model, not a curated record. The coding region runs from base 1 to 816 and encodes 271 amino acids. NCBI's taxonomy places the organism in Eukaryota, Fungi, Ascomycota, Eurotiomycetes, Chaetothyriales, Herpotrichiellaceae. The transcript is spliced from 3 exons.
AUGUCUGCGCCCCGUGUCCUGGUCCUGGGAGGUCACGGCAAAGUGUCGCUGUUUCUACAACCCCUCCUGCUGGCGAAGAAAUGGCACGUCACGUCCGUGGUGCGCAACGCCGAGCACGAAGCCGAGAUCCUGGCGCUGGGCAAGGACAAGCCCGGCACGAUCGACGUCCUGGUCGACAGUCUGGACGACGUCCAGGAAGUGAGUCACGCGGCGAGAGUGCUCGACAAGGUCAAGCCGGAUAUCGUCGUCUGGAGUGCCGGUGCUGGAGGCAAAGGUGGGCCUUCGCGCACCAAGGCCGUCGACGAGGUCGCGGCCAAGGCGUACAUUUCUGCGUCGUUGGCCAUGCCGAGCGUGAAGAAGUUUCUUCUGGUGUCAUAUAUCGCUUCCCGCAAAGGAUACCCGCCCUGGUGGACCGACGAGGACAAGAAGGCGGCGGACAAGGUCAACAAUGAGAUCUUGCCGCACUAUUACCAGGCCAAAGUCGAGGCAGAUGAACAUCUCGAGACGCUUACAAAGAAGCGGUUGGACGGUGGCGACAAGGACUUCCAAGCCAUCACACUACGCCCUGGGAGCUUGACCGACGCUCCUGGAACAGGCAAGGUCAAACUGGGCAAGACGCCGUCCAGAGGAAGUAUUCCUAGAGAAGACGUGGCUCGAGUCGCCGCUGCGCUUUUGGACCGGAAUGACACGCGCGGAUGGUUCGACUUGCUCGAAGGUGACGAUCCUAUCGAAGAGGCGGUGGAGAACCUUGUCAGGAACAACCAUAAUGGUCUUGAGGGGGAAGACAUGGAGCGCAUCUGGGCGAGGCCUACUUGA